AUGUCUACCUCCAAGGCAUGCCUCGUCCGCGGCUCGAUCAACAUUGACGAGUUCUACGCUCUCCCGCACAUCGUCCGUCCCGGAGAGACCAUCGCCUCUACCGGCUUCUCGCGCAAGACGGGCGGUAAAGGUGCCAACCAGGCCUUUGCGUGUGGACGCGCUGGCGGCCGCGUGGUCCUCGACGGGCGCAUUGGCGGCGACGGGCUCGCGAUCCGCGACUCGAUUGCCGAGGGCGGUGUGGAUGUCAGCCGUGUGAAGGUUGUUGAAGGCGAGGUUACUGGCCGCGCUAUUAUCCAGCGUGCGGCUGAUGGCGAGAACUCGAUCGUGCUGCACGCCGGUGCCAACUAUGCCCCGUCGGGCGAGACCACCCCCGAUCUCACCGGCUUUACCCACCUCCUCGUCCAGAACGAGAUUCCCCUCGAGGACACCCUCGCGUACCUGCGUGCUUCCGGCGCUGCGGGCUUGACCAGCGUGUACAACCCUUCCCCCAUGCCUUCGCCCGACAUCCUCCGCGCGUUCCCCUGGGACUGCCUCUCGAUCCUCAUCGUGAACGAGGGCGAGCUCGCGUCCAUCCUCGCCGCGUUCGACGACACCCCGCUCUCCGCCUCGCUGUCCGUCGCCGACGCCUCCACUGCCGCCAUGCACGCGCUGCACCGCGCCAAGGGCUUCAACGACAAGAUCAUCAUUGUGACCACCAUCGGCCCGCAGGGUGUCCUCGUCCUCGACCCCCGCGGCGCCGGCCCGCACCCCGAAAUCGCCUCGUUCCCCGCCGCACCCGUCAAGAAGGUCGUCGACACCACCGGUGCCGGCGACACGUUUGCGGGCUACUUUACGGCCCUGCUCAUGGAGAAGGGCGACGAUGCGUCGCUGGCCGAGAUCGUGCCCGUCUGCACACAGGCGUGCUCGCUCGCCGUUGAGAAGGCGGGUGCCAUGGAGAGCAUCCCGGCGCGCAAGGACGUCGAGGCGCGUCUUGCUGCCAACUAG
Apiotrichum porosum is the source of this 984-nucleotide messenger RNA. RefSeq lists its product as uncharacterized. Lineage: Eukaryota; Fungi; Basidiomycota; Tremellomycetes; Trichosporonales; Trichosporonaceae. The record is from RefSeq and is a predicted model, not a curated record. Gene Ontology annotation, molecular function: ribokinase activity. The coding region runs from base 1 to 984 and encodes 327 amino acids. Gene Ontology annotation, biological process: D-ribose metabolic process. The transcript is spliced from 4 exons.